AUGACUACCGUGACAGCGACUGUGACCACUUCGAGUGCAGAUACCUCGGCUCCGACAGUUGGUCAGCCCUUUUCCAUUCAAGUCAACACCGGUGGCUCAGGAAAGCACAAGCGAGAUAUCCUGGUGGUCGGUUAUGUCAACGGAGCACUUGUGCUUGUGAGCUCUCCAGCUGAUGCUGUGGCCUUUGUUCUCACUUCUGAUGGCGUGCUGAUGAUUUUCGACACCACUCUGGUUGUCGGCUUCAGUGGUGGCUCGGGACCUUCAGCUUUGAUGAUCUACUCCUCAGUCUCAGCUAUGCCAACAACAAUUGUAUGGUCAGUCUCUGGUGGCGCUCUUGUCUUGCCAGGAGCUGGCUUUUGUGUUGGUGCCGGCAACGUCAUGUCAGUUAAUGCUGGACCGACCGACAGUAGCUGUGCUCCCGUUACUGCCGUGCCGGAUACAGAUACAAACUCAUACAAUACUGAAGUCGCUAGCACGGUAACACCGGCGCCUCAAACCACGGCUUUGACCACUCCGAGUUCGAGCUCCAUAUUAGUUGAGGCUACUGCUACUCCUGGCUCAUCCUCGUUCACCACCUCGAGUAUCAUUACCAGCUCAACCCAAAGUCUUGCCAGUUCUACCUCGAGUAUCACCACUCCAGCUUAUGUCUCGACUAGCAGUACAACAUCUUUGGAUAGCACAAGCUCGGACAGUAGCGUGACUACCAGCACAACAACCGCAACGAAGACCGAGGAGACAAGUGGACCGAAUUGCUCCAUUCUACCUUUGGAAGAUCAGACAGCGCCAAGUGGGACUCAAUACACGCAAUUCUUCUACAGCUGUCACGCUGCCAUUCCCCUAACUCUCGGCAGCAGUUAUUCCAUAGCCACUUCAGGUAAUGGAGGCUAUAGCACUGACCCUACCGCCUUCCUGAGAGAAUGUGUGGCGAAUGCCGAAGAGGUUGGGGCCAGCGUAUGGACUUACUAUCAGACGUCGUCGGAUUUCGACUGGCACUGUGGCUUUUGGACCGGCCUAGUGGCAGAUGAUGACAUUUUCGUGGACGACUCGACAGUUUCCACCAUGAAUGCUAUGACAGUGGUUGGGGCAGGUGGCACCUCAAGCUUCACAAGUACUUCCUCUAGCUCCACACCGCCAUCAGGGAUCUUCUCCAGUCCGACGCCCACAAGCUCGGCCUUGACUACGACUUCCAGCUCAGCAUCCGCAACGCCAACAUGCACAAACCUCUGCAGUGCGGGAACAGUAUCGUCGGGCUCUCAAUAUUGUGCCAACUUCGUUGUUCAACAACGUAUGACAGCUUUCAGGGCCUUCUGGGUUCCCACUGAAAACCAGUGGCACUGUGACGCCGGCUUGAACAACGAUGAAACCGGUGACUACGAACACUCCGCUGCUCAAGGCGCUUUCUACAUGUACAACCUUGUUUCUGCUUCAAGCUCCUCCACAACGUCUGCAACUACGCCGUCUACAACUUCUCUGUCUGUGGCUGCAGUGUCUACAACUACAGCGCUUGCAACUACAACGUUUGCAAAUACAACGUUUGCAAAUACAACGUCUGGAACUACAACUACGUCCAGUACGACGAGCACAACGUCAUCUGCACCCUGCGUAGCAACUUCAGCUUCAGUUGGUGACAUUUUAAAUACCCCAGAUGGCAAUUCCUGGAUCAAUUUCUUCUCCUCUGGGUGUGGGUUGUCCUUGGACUGGCAAACCUUGAAUUGGAACAAUCUUUAUGUUUACCAACGCACCGAUUAUACAUUUGACGAGGCUUUAAUGGAAUGCGCCAACGUUGCAGAUAGUGACGGCUCGCCUGUCUUCGAGUUCGAGACCGAUGCUCGCAACAACAAUCGAUGGGUGUGCUGGACUCUCAACGAUAUCACCAAUGAUCCAGCACAAUUCCAGCCUUAUCCUGGCAUCGCCGAUGCGUACGGUUGGUACCUGCCUAGCAGGAUGGUUUUGCCUGUAACCAUAACAUCAACCACGACAACGACAUCCAUCUACGCCCCUACAACCACAACAGUGACAACACCAACUUUGACAACGACAUCUACCCCCGUUAUCACAACCACAACGGCGACAACUCCAACCUUGACAACGACAUCCGCGUCCGUCACCGCAGCUACAGCCACAGCCACAGCCACAGCCACAGCCACAGCCACGACAAGCACAACAACAGAGAGUCUGGCACCAUCUGAGACUUUCUACAUCGUGGCUGACACGGUAGUGACAAAUCGCAGGAUUAAGCGAGAUAUAGAAUAUCUCGUCUUGAAUCCACAGACUGGUUUGAGCAGCCUUGUCAACUCCGAAGUCGAAGCAAGCAUAUUCACUACGGCCGAUGAUGAAUCAUUAAUGGUCAUGGUGAGUGGCACGCCCGUCUGGGUUGGUCUUACAAUCAGUACGCCCACUCAACUCGUGAUGGAAACUGAGCGACCAAGCCCUCCAGUCACUGCAAUUAUUGACAGCAACGGUUUCCUGACCAUUUCAGGAGUGUUGACUGAAUGCAUCGUGAACGGCGGACUCAUUGUCUCUACCGAUGGCUCGAUUCCUGACGGCUGCGUCCAGGUCAUACUGAAAGCAGUUUCUACAACCAUUGCUGUUCCGGCCGAUCGAAGCACAGCGGCAAGCACGUCUUCAUCUUCAUCAGCAGCGGCAGUUCCUACAACAUCUGGGUUGACGACAACCACUAGUACAGUGACGAUUACGACGACUACACCGACCCCAACCCCUACUUGCGACAAUGGUUCAAUUGUUACAGACACGAAUGGAGAUACAUGGGAGACUCUUUGCGGACAGGGCAGUUAUUACGGAUGGAGUUCCUUCUCCUCAUUCUCCGACGUGGCAACUCUAUCUGACUGCAUUACCAAGUGCAACGAAGAUGACUCGUGUAAUGCUGUCUCUAUGGAAUACAGAAAUGCUCCAGAUAGCAAUCUUUGUGGUUUCAUCUACACAUCGAUUGAUUUCCAGCCAUAUGAUUUCGCUGCGGAUACAGCCAUCAAGAUUUCAGGAGCAAAUGCCAGACCGCAAAUUGAUGUCUCUGGGUCAUCGACGACGACGGGGAUGACAACGACAUCCGUCCGUAAAUCAAGCACGACCACAACCUCAACCACGUCGACGACUCCAACGCCUGCAUGCACGCCAUCUGCGAUUGGAGAUGUCACCGCUCUUUACAACACAACCCAGACUUUUCGCAACGUUUACACAGGUUGCGGCGAGUCGAUGGAAGGAGGGACGAUAGGCGGUCUGGGCUAUUUUCCCAACCAGUUCGCAGUCAAUUGGCUAGCGUCAGAAAACUAUGAGGGCUGGUCCUUUGACAGUGCUGUAAGCCGAUGUGCUCAAUUCGCGGUUGACAAUGCUGCCACAGCUGUUGAGUUCUAUGUCGACGUGGAUCAGAAUUGGCUCUGCGUCGGCGUUGACGAUCUGACUGUUGACGACUCCUCCUUCUAUCCCGACUCGAAUGUCAUCAAUGUCUGGGGCUUCCUCUGGGAGAAUUCGUGCCAGAAUACUCCGCUUGACGAUAUCACCGCAACUGAUGGAGCGAUCUUCUCUGAAUUCUACACCGGCUGCAGUGCAUCUUUCCAGGGCAAUACACCCGGGGGACUCGUCGACCUUGACCGAGUCGUGUCAGUAGACUGGCAAGCUCCAGACUAUUCCGGCUACACGUUUGAUGCCGCCGUCAAAAAGUGUGCUGACACCACAAUUUCGCAAGAUGGUAACUUGUUCGAGUUCUACAUUGGCUCAGAUGAUUGGUGGUACUGCAUUGCAGUGAACGACUUGCCUGCCACGGCCAACAGUUUCUAUCCCGACUCUACAAUUGGUAAGGUCUGGGGGUUUGCGAUUACAGAAUCAACCGACGUCUGUGAACCUACACGGCUUGCAGGAUCAGUCCAGCUAGCGAACGGCACUACCUUUAAUGAAUUCUACGAUGCGUGCCAUGUGUCACUGGAAGGCGAUACUCCUGGCGGACCGGGCUCCAUGACAAGUGUGUUUGGCUUCAACAAUCCACCUGGCGAGGACGGCAAUCACGGAGGAUGGACGUUAGAGACAUCUCUCCAACAAUGUAUCACAGACUCUGCAGCCGCCGGUGCGACAUUGGUCGAAUUCUACGAGAAUGCCGAUGAGGAUCCUACUUGGUACUGCUUUGGUGUCAACAACGUACCGGCGCAGAAGGAUUCGUUCUACGGUGAUGCGAGUGUUGGCCGUCUGUGGGCUUUCAGGCUUGACGAGUCUACCCUAUAG
Cladophialophora psammophila CBS 110553 is the source of this 4230-nucleotide messenger RNA. RefSeq lists its product as uncharacterized. The coding region runs from base 1 to 4230 and encodes 1409 amino acids. The transcript is spliced from 2 exons. The record is from RefSeq and is a predicted model, not a curated record. NCBI's taxonomy places the organism in Eukaryota, Fungi, Ascomycota, Eurotiomycetes, Chaetothyriales, Herpotrichiellaceae.